AUGCCGGAUGCCGAGGCCAAGUACUCCAGUGUGCCUCGUUGGAUCUCCUUCAAGGCUCCGUCGAAUGAACAGUCUCACCAGCUGUCAUUACUUGGUCCCUUUCCAGAUAAUUUCACCGUUGUGCCGCAGCUCAAUCCAGCCAUCGGAAACAUUGUGCCAUUCUUUCAGAACACAGACAAUGGCGAAACGACAUUCUGGGACCCAAGUAUCGACUGGACAGAACUCGAAGUCAAAUCUACGGACGGCCCUUCUUAUAAGAUUGGAGGCCCUCCAGGCGAAUCUGAGCGGCAUGCGCCUACCUCUGACUACUCCUUCAAACAUGGUACCGAGCUUGUGGAGACCAAAUUGAUUUGA
This is a messenger RNA of Zasmidium cellare ATCC 36951, 354 nucleotides long. RefSeq lists its product as uncharacterized. The transcript is spliced from 2 exons. The record is from RefSeq and is a predicted model, not a curated record. NCBI's taxonomy places the organism in Eukaryota, Fungi, Ascomycota, Dothideomycetes, Mycosphaerellales, Mycosphaerellaceae. Bases 1 to 354 code for a protein of 117 amino acids.